Staurois parvus is the source of this 460-nucleotide messenger RNA. The record is from the annotation of a GenBank genome assembly. NCBI's taxonomy places the organism in Eukaryota, Metazoa, Chordata, Amphibia, Anura, Ranidae.
AGGAGAUGAGCAGAGACUGCAGACAGUACAGGAGAUGACCAGAGACUGCAGACAUAGUACAGGAGAUGAGCAGAGACUGCAGACAGUACAGGAGAUGACCAGAGACUGCAGACAUAGUAGAGGAGAUGACCAGAGACUGCAGACAUAGUACAGGAGAUGAGCAGAGACUGCAGACAGUACAGGAGAUGACCAGAGACUGCAGACAUAGUACAGGAGAUGAGCAGAGACUGCAGACAGUACAGGAGAUGACCAGAGACUGCAGACAUAGUAGAGGAGAUGCCCAGAGACUGCGGACGUACUACAGGAGAUGACCAGAGACUGCAGACAUAGUACAGGAGAUGACCAGAGACUGCAGACACAGUACAGGGGAUGACCAGAGACUGCGGACACAGUACAGGAGAUGACCAGAGACUGCAGGCAUAGUACAGGAGAUGACCAGAGACUGCGGACGUACUACAGG